GCCCUAACUAUAACAGGGAAAGAGAGGGAAGGAGAAAGAGCGACAGUGGGCAAUAACAACGUGCCCGUAAAUAAAGGGUUGUAUUGAACCUGUCGAUAACAAAUUCUGAGGCGACUUUACUGAAGCAAGAGAAGAAAAGCCGCAAGGAGGCAGCUCCACCAGAAAACCACAGCGGAAGCAUCCCAACCACAACUUUACAAAGGAAUAACAAUGCGCUUCUGACAUGUCUCUUUCACUGGGCGUGAACGGGGCGAUGUGCUUUCCAGGAGGAACUGAAAACCCUGAACUGCUGAGAGAAGUUUAUGGAACACCGAACUUUAUCGAAUGAGAUGCUAUAAUUUUUUUCGAGAAAGAUAAUUGUUUCCUGUCACUUGUAUCCUGUCAAGUGAUGACCGUAUCUCACGCAAUUCAUUUUUGCUAUUAUGGAUUUAUAGUGUUAAACAUUUUUCAACUAUUUACAGUGUGUGUCGAAACUUGCAUGUGACAGGACGUUGCCCAUGGAUAAUUUUGUUAAAUCAUCUCUUUUCUGAGUUUAAUUUGGAACCAAGCGAGAUACCGCCCAAACUUGUUUGAAUAAUUCAUGAAAUUGAACUUGGCUGCUUGUGAACACAAAAAAGUUACGACGAUAGGCUGCAAGGUAGGGGGAAUACCAAUUUAAAGUGGUCAAGGGGAUGGCCACUGCGGCUUCCAACCCCUAUCUAGCCAGCAAUAGUAUUCUGUCGUCAGGUUCGAUUGUUCACUCUGAGUCGGUAGGCAGUGGUAUGCAGCCGGGCAGUGUUGCAGUUACCUCUGUGUCUGGCGGAUACCGAGGCGACCCGAAGAUGGUGCAGAGCGACUUCAUGCAGGGUGCCAUGGCGUCAAGCAACGGCGGACACAUGCUCAGUCAUGCCCACCAGUGGGUGACAUCGUUGCCUCACGCCGCCGCGGCUGCAGCAGCGGCUGCCGUGGCAGCUGCAGAGGCCGCUUCGCCUUGGUCAUCAAGCCCCGUUGGGAUGGCGGGCAGUCCCCAGCAGCAAGACGUCAAAAACAAUUCAAGCAGAGAGGACUUGCACAGCAGCGGUGCGUUGCACCACAGACCACCCCACCUGGGAGCUCAUCAGACGCACCAAGGGGCGUGGGGUGGCACCAGUGCCGCUCACAUUCCAACCAUCACCGGAGGACAACAGCCAUCCCAGCAGUCUCUUAUUUAUUCGCAGCCCGGGGGAUUCACCGUCAACGGCAUGCUGAACGCGCCGGGGAGUUUGGUGCACCCAAGUUUGGUGCGAGGGGACACUCCAGAGAUGGAUCAUGGCAACCAUCACCAUCACCACCACCACCAGCACCCCCACCAUCAUCAUCACCAGCAUCACAGUGGGGUGAGCAGCCACGACUCCCACUCGGACGAAGAUACGCCGACCUCAGAUGAUUUGGAACAAUUUGCCAAGCAGUUCAAACAGCGCCGUAUUAAACUGGGUUUUACGCAAGCUGACGUCGGCUUAGCGCUUGGCACGCUCUACGGGAACGUCUUCUCUCAGACCACAAUAUGUCGGUUUGAGGCGCUGCAGCUCAGUUUCAAGAACAUGUGCAAGCUGAAGCCGCUGCUAAACAAGUGGCUGGAGGAGGCCGACUCUACGACCGGUAGUCCAACGAGCAUUGACAAAAUCGCAGCGCAAGGGAGGAAACGGAAGAAGCGCACAUCCAUUGAAGUGAGUGUUAAAGGGGCCCUGGAAAGCCACUUCCUGAAGUGCCCCAAACCCUCAGCCCAAGAGAUCACCUCUCUGGCAGACAACCUGCAGCUGGAGAAGGAGGUGGUUCGGGUCUGGUUCUGCAACCGGAGGCAAAAGGAGAAGAGGAUGACGCCUCCUGGAGUGCCCCAGACACCAGAGGACGUUUACUCUCAGGUCGGCAACGUGAGUGCAGACACACCGCCUCCGUCCAUGGACUGCAAACGGAACUUUUUUAGUAGAUUACUUAAAAGAUGCAAGUUUGAACGAUGAGCACGACGACCAGAGGGUGACAGCGACGCGCUCUCUCCGUCAGGUAAUUUUGGCGCAUUGACAACACAAUCAAAUCAUCUCACGAAAAGCGAAAAACAAACACGGACUGCUCCCCUUUGUUGUCCAAAGUUGGAUUGUUUUAUUUGAGAAGUUUUGAAGACGAAUGGGAUCAAUCAUCAGUGUUGACCACAAAGGAUUUCUGAACACCUCAGUGUUUGACAGACUGACGUUUAACAUUUUGACAAAAGGGAACAGAGGCUUGACCACCUCUCCACCCCCCCCCCCCCCCUCCUUUCCCCCAAAAUAACUCUGCAUCCUCACCUGACCCCAAAGAUAGCCCCCCUUUUGUAUUUUGUAGUGUUUUGUGGACCAAAUUUACGUGAAUGGAUUAAAAAAAAAACAGAAGAAGAAAAAAUGGCGAAAUUAUUCAUUUUGAAAUUGCACUUAGAAUUUUUUUCUUCUCCCGUUGAUCCAUACACCAGCUUUAGCUGAAAGGUUGUGGCUUUUUCCACUUUACUGCCCUUUCCUUGCAGUAUUUUUUUAUAAUUUCUGUCUUUUUUGGUAAUUGUAAAUCCAGCAAUAUUGAUUAUCAUGGUCACAUGUUGAUUGGGGUUAUGUGCUUUAUAUUUUAAUUGAAAGGGUUUGACUAUUUUAAUCGAAUUUCGAAUUUAAAUAUUGCGAGCUGUAAUUAAUGUUUUCCUGACAUUUAUCUUUAGCAGAUAUGUGUAUCAUUUCCCCUCUUUUUAUAGAUAUUAACUUCUGUUCAUUUCAUUGUAGGCCCACUGUCUUUAUUCUGGUUCUGAUAUUAAUUAUUAUAAUUAUUUUGAAAAGGGCAUAAAAGGACAAAGGUGACAUUGAUCGCUGUUAAAGAAAGGUUUAUUUUGUUGUGGAUGUAAUUUAAUUUUAGUUGUGAUUCCGUCCAAAAUGACUGAGGAAAAAAAUAAAUUGGUUUGUACUUAAAUUA
Alosa sapidissima (American shad) is the source of this 2940-nucleotide messenger RNA. RefSeq names its product POU class 3 homeobox 3a (gene pou3f3a). Gene Ontology annotation, cellular component: nucleus. Bases 672 to 1976 code for a protein of 434 amino acids. Lineage: Eukaryota; Metazoa; Chordata; Actinopteri; Clupeiformes; Clupeidae. Gene Ontology annotation, biological process: regulation of transcription by RNA polymerase II; brain development. Gene Ontology annotation, molecular function: DNA-binding transcription factor activity, RNA polymerase II-specific; RNA polymerase II cis-regulatory region sequence-specific DNA binding. The transcript is spliced from 2 exons. The record is from RefSeq and is a predicted model, not a curated record.